AUGGCUACCCCUAGUGUCCUUACCUUUGAUGCUGAGGGUCGUGCUGUUGACUUCAAGGUCUGGGUCGAUAACCUGCAGCUUUUCCUACAGUGCGAUAGGGCAGACAGACUCUCCCUGUUCGAUCUCACCUCUGGUGCCUCUCCUGCCCCGCCUGCUGAUGCUGACAGCACUGUUCGCUCACAGUGGGCCACGCGCGAUGCUGCUGCCCGUCUUGCUGUGCGUCGCCACAUACCGACCGCUGAGCGUGCGCACUUUAGUCAGUACAAGAGUGCUAAGACCUUGUACGAUGCUGUAGUUGCACGCUACUCUUCCCCUGCCACUGCUGCUCUUAGCCGCCUCAUACUGCCGUACCUGUUUCCUGACCUCGCCGCCUUUCCCACUAUCGCUGACCUCGUGACGCACCUCCGCACUAGUGACACCCGCUACCGCACUGCGCUUCCUGCUGAGUUCUCCGCCAAGAGCCCCCCCCCCAUGUAUAUCACCCUCUACUACAUAGUCACCCGGCUCCCUAACUCCCUUCGCUCGGUCAGGGACCACUUCCUCUCUGUUUGCCCCACCACACUCACCGUUGACCUCCUCGAGGAGCGCCUCCUGGCAGCUGAGAAGAGUAUAGUCGCUGUAGGAUCCUCUAGAGGUGACCCGCGUGCCCCUGUCUUUGAGGGGUGCUCCCACUCCCCCCGUUUGCCCUCUGUUGCCUCUGCUGCUGCCGUCGACUUCGUUGGCACCGAGUCGGUCGGCGCUGCGUCUGCCCCUAGCGGGCGACGCCGCACCGGCAAGGGCAAGGGGGGCAAGGGCGCUGGAGGGGCUGGCGGGGGCGGUGGAGGUGGAGUCCCCCUGCUGGCCACGAGGAGCAUCAAGGGGACUCGCUGCGGGGACGUGGGGCGGAGGCGGGUCGUCUUGGGCUCUGCAGCAACCAUCAAGUGA
Molecule: messenger RNA, 924 nt
Organism: Closterium sp. NIES-65
Lineage: Eukaryota; Viridiplantae; Streptophyta; Zygnematophyceae; Desmidiales; Closteriaceae
Source: the annotation of a GenBank genome assembly